GAGGUACAUGUAUUUUCAAUGUGAGAGCAAUUUAAUACGGAAAAAUGAUUAAACGUAGCCUACUCUGCUAACAAUGACGGGGUUCAUCAUAAGUUGAAAGAUGCUGACACACCCUGGGAGACUAAAGUUGACCUGGCCAGGUUUGCUUGGGUGUCGCCCAGGUGCAUCCUGCCCAACAAAGAGCAGGUGCUGAUGGAUUGGGCUGCCAACUCACUAUCCAAUGCAAGCAAGCUCAGUGUUCCUGACCUUACAGUCCCCAGACUGUGGCAGUUUCUUGGAGAUGCGCUACGGAGCAAACAACUGAAGACCAUGGGCAGCCGUGCGGAAGCCUUGUCUCUUAGGCCAAGUCUGUUCCCAGUGAUCCUGAGGUGCCUACGACUGAAGGACGUCAAUGUUGAACUCGUCAUCGGAUGUUGCCACUCCCUUGUGGCACACCCAUCCUUGGGGCGCAUCAUCACUGGCACCUUAGACCACCAGGUGCAGUUUCUGUCUGCAGUGGUCUCCCUGCUGACCGAGUUCUUGAGGACAGGGCAUGGCAGCAUUCCUGCCUUGUUGAAUUCGCUGGUCCAGAGGGCCUUUGCAAGUUUUGCUGUACUACAGCGACAGCAGCCCAUCCCUAGAAAGGUUUUCACCAUCGUCUACGAGAGACUACUGGGACCAUUAUUGAUGCUGAAUCACACCAUCUCAAGUGUCGACGAACCAAUAAAUGAGUCGUUUAAUGACACAUUAAAAUGUAUUCAAGAUCUUGUAGCAAGCGGGCUUUUCAACAGAGACUUUGUGGAAGGUCACACUAAGUAUCUGAGGUCAGUCCCAGGUCAGGUGGUCACUGAGAAGCGGAUGGAAGUGCGGCUGUUACUUGAGUGUAUCUCCUCCCUCUGGAAAAACAUGGCUGCAAAAAUUAGCACCAAGGAAGAGGCAAAUGUUUCCCUGAGCUAUGUGACCGGUAUGCCUGUUGUGUUCAGAGCAUUUCUUAGUCAGAAAUACCCAAGUGAUGUCACAUUUGCCAUGUUCUGCAAACUCUGUUGCAUCAUGGGUAUUAUGCCAGCUGAGGAGCAUGAUGGGAAGGCCAUGACUGGAGUUGACAGUCAACAAACAACCUCAGGUGGUGUCGCAGACAGAGUGUCAGGAAAGAUGUUCUCAGAGCUGGAAAAGAGUCUGUCGGACAAGUGGACUGCGGGCCAGCCAGCCCUCGGCAAACUCCUCAAAGUUCUCCUGGAAAAACGUAUUUACGAGGUUGCCACUGAUAACAUGUCUGGUAAGACCCAGUUCAGUUGGCUCCAUUCCCUCAUCGGCAGACUCGUCAACUAUGCUGAUAGUUCUCAUCCAGCGUGGUACGUCAGUCUCAGCACAGCACUGGACAUGAACCACCUCUUGCUGGAAGACCGACUGACGUCAGUCUUGAAGGAGGCCCUCUGUUGUUCCGAUCAGGCCAUCCUUGCGUCAACCACUCAACAGGAGAGGGACAUUUUCCUGAAGAAGUUGCUGGUCACCUACACAAAACUGAGACAGUUUGAUCGGGUUAUCUCUGCCAUGAUGGAAGUCUGCAGGACGUUGGCAGCAGCUGAUGCAGAAGUGUUUGUGUAUCCAACACAGUUUACUGCUGGUUUUUCAGAGAGUGUCCAGUUGUUACCCCCUGGGCUUACCCUGGACAUCUGGAAACAGUUCCUGGAUGAAUUCCUCACCAACUACCUGCCAGAAAUCACCCAGGAUGCCCCGACUCACCCCUCUCCACCCCCACGCAAAAGGUCCAAGCCUGGCAACAGAAGGUCGGAGGUGAACCUGACAGCCAUCACGGCGACUUUCAACCUUUUCCUGCGGAGCGUGCGAUUGGUGGAAGGAAGCCUGACCGUUCCAUUACUGAAGCGGGUGGAAGAGCUGAUGAGUGAAACCAAAGAUGGACUGCUUGCACCCCUGUUGCAUUUCUGCAAGGAAUCACAGCCUUCAAUUGAUCAGGUCCAUGCCACCCUUCUCCUGUGUUACGUGUGGGGGGAGUUGCACCUUCUCUUGGGCCAACACACCAACUACCACGACAGGCACACGUUCUCGGCCGUGGUAGGCGAGGCGUUGACGUUUGGGGAUUUCUCAUUUGUGCAUACCUACGGAACCUCCACGGCAUGGUCACACGUGUGUCGGCUGUUUGCUGAAAAGGAAAAGAUAGCCGUGCUGCAGGUUUCCCUCGCUGUCCAGCAAGCACGUGCCUUGCUGCUCUACAGUGAGAUAGGGUCUGAUGUGGCACAACAAUCUCUUAUUGCCAUGGCAACAGCAGCUUGCGACAAAGCCACAGAAAGUAAACCAAGCUCAUCAAGAAAAUCAAUACUCAUGGUUCUGCUGGAGAAUCUCCCCUUUCUCCUGCCCUUUCUCCCCACUCACCAAAUCACCACCCUUGCUAGUCUCCUCUGCCAAGUGCUGAUGACCUGCGUUACAGAUUUGAGGCUGGCUGGUAGUCUCCAAGACCAGCAGAGGCUUUUGUCUAACACUCACAGUGACAUGAACCAAGAUAUGGAGUUGCACAGAAUGUGCGAGGAAUUUGUUGGAAGCGAGUUCGUCAUGGAGUCUAGGCAGCUUCAGAUAGCCCUGGUGACCUCGGUGUUAGGUCAACUGUCAAAGGUCAUUGGGUCACUGAGUGUCGGCCCCGCUUGUACAAGAAUUCUUCUUGCAUUGGCCGAGGCAGAUGUCACGAUUACCUGUGAUGAGGGAGACACAGUAACGAAGAAAUUGAGAGAAAUCACCUUGGACUGUAACAAGUUGCUCUCUAGCGCUAAGAGGGGCAAGCCAGCUUACCAUGGCAAGCCUAGCAUUUGGAGAUCAUUGGAAGAUGUGUUGAAGGUUUUGUGCUACUUGCCCCUCCAGCACCUGCUGCCUAACAACAAGAUCAGAUGCAUGCUGGGACUUCUCACCACUGACUGCGCCCUCACCGUUGCUUCCCCGAAGGAGGCCCCGGGUUCUCCCUACCUGUCAGCCGUGUUGCUGUGCCGACAGCUACAGACAGGCAUUUUGAAAAGCAUCGCCAACAAGGCCGAAUUUCUCACGGGCCUUGAUGUCUGGAGUAUUCUCUCUUCAGUGACCAAAUCAUUCAUUGAUUCCAACAAGAAGAAGAUGAGCAGGAAAAGUGUUGAAGAGGUUGAUGGCAUAUUGAACGACAUCACAGAAGAGCUGCUCACCUGUUGGCUGAAACGACUGCGGCAGCUGCCCAAUCAGGAAACUUCUUUCAGAGAUUACUCUCAUAUGAUCAAGUCUAAGUUGGAGGAUCUCAGCCGACACCUUUCCCACGCAAGGAACUCUCAGCAAGUCCUGUCUGCAAAUAUUCCACUUCUAACGGUCGCCACGGCUCUUCUGAGCUCCCUGAUUGCCAGCAGGGGCUCACCUGGGUCCCCGGGGAGCAAUUGGUCAUAUGACUUGGAACAACCAAUCAUAAAGAUGCUCAACGGUGUGCUUGGGUGCAAUCGGGGUGCAAGCACCUGCCCGAGAUUGCUAACCUGUCUGGCGAAUGUUGGGACAGUUCUCAUGAAAUUCACUCUGCGGACAGUCAGAACAGACAAUCUGACCUCGACUGUGGAAUCAGGAGUUGAAUGGGAUUCAGCUGUUAAAGAGGAUACCAUGGAAACAAGCGUUGUCAUGGCACCUGAUACCAAGGAGAUGUGGACUGAUGUCUUGAACCCCGUAUUGCAGGAAAUUUGUACGUGCCUUGGCUCAGCUGAGGAGAGCAACCUCAUGAUUUGUGCAUGCCUGGCGUUCAUGCAGACAAGCAGCCUUUUCAUUGGUCAGUGUUGUGAUGCGGGCACAGUGGGCAUGGCUACCAGUGAGAUGUGGCAGGCAUUGGUGUCACUCAUGGGGACCAGGGAUCAUUUGGGCAAGAGUAUUAUGGACGACAUAAAGAGCACCCUUGUAGUUUUUAUCCAGACCAUGGACGUGGUUCAGUUCUGCUCAUUGCUGAGCGAUCUUCUGCAAGACUUGUCACUCAAAGGGGAGCUGGAUGCUGAUUGCUGCUCACAUCUGCGGGGUCCCUUGGUUGCUUGGCAACUGUUACCAACGAGCUGCGCUGCAUCAGAGAAGGGCCAGGGUGCACUCGGUGACGUCAUCCCUCAGGUGAUGUUGAACUUGCUGGAAGUGCUGAAGACUGCUGUAAAGGAUUGGUCUGUUGGUGGCACUGUGGCCAUUUCAGUUCUUCAAGCUGUGAACAGUCUUACAGGGCAAGGAAAGUGCCUAGUGUCACCGGACGAGGCCAUGCAUGCCCAGUAUUUCUGCCUGAUGGUGCCCUUCUCCAUGGUAACCGAUGCCGAGUUCCCACUGGCCUUCAACACACUGUGCCAAGUUCUGAGAAGCCUUCUGAUUGGCUACCCGAGGACCGUGAUGAGUUCACUUGCCAGUUACCUCGCCUGUCUACAGCAUCUUCUAAAGGCUCUAAUGCGUAGGGGCCAGCAGAGGCGCGACUGUGCUGAUAGACUGAGCGAUCAGGACUUGUAUAUGUGUGCAGAGAACAUGGAAAGGUUGCUGACGCAGCUCGCCAGCCACAAGAAUGAGAUCAAACAGCUCGCCGUCUUUCUGGUCUCGGAUUACAUCGCUGAGCUGGAGCAGGGAACGCUGCUUCCGUUCUUCAAAAAAGCUUUGGUGACUGGUGUCUACAAUCUCCUGGACGUAUGUGAUGAGAGAGCAGUAGAUUAUCUCAAUGCCAACUUGCCCCGCAAUCUCAGGGAAAUCUUCAAGACAUUCUACUCGGACUUCCAAAAAUAUUAUAGAUAUUCAGGAAAAAUUUGACUUUUCACGGAAAAGCAAAGCUACAGAGUGUCUAUGUCAUUUGUUUAGUUUUUGGACAUUCACUAUCAUCUUAACAAUUUGUUUGCUAAAAGCAAUUGACAUAAAGCUAUUCUAAAAGAUAAAAGCUGAUUCCUGAAGAGAAAAAUGAAAUUGUUUAAAAGUAUAUCUUUGGGUGAGAUUAAACAGUUUCUGAAAACUGUUUCCAAACCAGGUGGAUAGAGUUGAUAUGUUUGAUUCCAAAUUUGCAAAAUGCACUUUCAUUUACUUUCUUCGUUUCAAAUUCUUAUAAGGAUUCACAUUAUGGAAGUAUGCAGCUGAUAAUCGUAGCCGUUUAAGGUUUACAUUAAAAACAGUCUGCAAAAAUAAAAACCUGGAAAUACGAACCUAAUAACUUUUUUCAGUACCGUACACAUGCAUGUAUGGUGAGGCAGUGUGGUCACUAGUGCACGUCCAGAUUCUUUGUACUCCAAGGGACUGACCAGAAGACCCUCCUGUGGUCACUCAGGUCCAUUGGGGGAUGAAAUAGACGUGCACUAGUAACUGAAUUAUGCCAGUCCAUCCUGGUCACUCACCGGCCCAUGGGGGUAUAGACGUGCACUAGAAAUUGAGUUUUGCAUAUGUGUUUCACCACAUAACCGUCUCCAAAUUUCAAAUAAGAAGCAACACCAUCCGGCUUUGUAAUUGAACUGUUUUUAAACUCAACAAAUUAACUUUUAAGCGUUUCAUUAACAAGUAGUUCAUCAGUAAAGGAACUCCAAUACCUUAACGAGAUUCAGGUUUCGAGUUGUUCUUCGCCCUUCACAUCCUCAGAGGGCCAUGUAACCUCAAAUUUUUAACAACGGUAUCUUUUGUCAUGCUAUGCUGAAACAUAUGUUGUUUUAAGCCUGAUUUAGCCAUCCCUGGUGUAGAACAAAUCUAAUUAUUCAAUUGCAAUUGAUGUAGAAAUAAAUGUAACAUGUCAUUCCCGUAAGGCCUGAGGAGCAUGAA
Messenger RNA from Acanthaster planci (crown-of-thorns starfish), 5742 nucleotides. Its product is annotated as unhealthy ribosome biogenesis protein 2 homolog. The record is from RefSeq and is a predicted model, not a curated record. NCBI's taxonomy places the organism in Eukaryota, Metazoa, Echinodermata, Asteroidea, Valvatida, Acanthasteridae. Gene Ontology annotation, cellular component: nucleolus. Gene Ontology annotation, biological process: ribosome biogenesis.